This is a messenger RNA of Pygocentrus nattereri (red-bellied piranha), 2840 nucleotides long. It is a transcript of the gene ctbp2l, whose product is annotated as C-terminal binding protein 2, like. The record is from RefSeq and is a predicted model, not a curated record. The transcript is spliced from 10 exons. Gene Ontology annotation, molecular function: transcription corepressor activity; oxidoreductase activity, acting on the CH-OH group of donors, NAD or NADP as acceptor; NAD binding. The coding region runs from base 54 to 2735 and encodes 893 amino acids. Lineage: Eukaryota; Metazoa; Chordata; Actinopteri; Characiformes; Serrasalmidae.
UGGGUUUGGUAAGUCCUGAACCAGACUUGAGCAACCACUAUCUUGGGCAAGCCAUGGCUGUUAGGGGCACCGUUCCACCUCCUGAUUACUACCCUUUUGACACUGCCUUAUCUGCCCAGCCACCUGAAGAUCUGCAGGGCUUUUAUAGAGGGAGCCAGCACCUUCUUAACAGAUCAGGCUCGCAUUAUGGGCUGGCUGCAGGAGGGGUCAGAUCCGCCUGGGAUCAAGGGCAAGUUAGAGCUCCAGCUCCUGCUCCUACACCUGCACCGGCUCCACCGCCCCCACCUCCUCCACCUCCUCCUCCUCCCCCUCCGCCUCUCCCUCCCACAGCUCAUGAGAUGAGCCGUUUGUAUAGGGAUUCACUAGCGGUCAAGAUGAUCCCAGACAGUCAGCGUAUUCGCAGUAGGGCUGCCUCUCCUUCCUGUUUCGGAAACGAGCCUGCUGUUGCAAGGUUUGCAGCUGACCAGGUCUCUCUAGCAGGCCAUUCUGUGUACAGCGACGUCAACGGCCUGUCCUUGGACCCCUGCCAGCCUCCUUCCACCUGCAUAGUGGUGGAUCCUACGGCUCCUGCUGUGGACGGAAGCAUACCCCGAGGUAUGUCUGCCUACGGUACCGUUCCCACUCCAAGAAUGCCCUACGAUCCUGCCUAUGACGCUAGUGCAGCUAUGGUGCCAGCCACACCAGCUCCAAUCACAGCUGGAAUCCCAGCCCAUCACCCUUCGGCUGCUGUUGCUGUCGAUCCGAAAAGGACCGUGGACCCGUCUUACCUGUCUCUACUUCGUACAGAGGGCCUUUCCGAGAGCACCAUAACCCUGUUACUGCAGCAAGGUUUUGACUCCACCGGGAUGCUGGCCAUGAUGGAGGACCACGAUAUCCGCUCUGUGGCUCCCAAUCUAGGUCAGGCCAGGGUGUUGUCCAGGCUGGUGCUUAACUGCAAGACCGGAGCCACUGCUGCUACAGCAAUGCGUGGUCGCUCCAACAGCUUUAGCCACCGCAAUGACCUCUACGCCCAAUCUCAAGGUAUAACCAUGGAUCCCCACCUCAUGCAGCAGCCCGCGAGUGCCCUGCAGGUUGUCUCUCCGAGGAUGGGCGAGUUUCUCGGUCGCCGACCAAGCAGCGCUCCAUCUCAACACCUCUUAGAAACCACUACUUAUCCAGGAGUACGCCCACUUGGUGGGCUUCCAGUCAGUCCUGGGGCAUACAACACUGCCCUACCUCAGACGCGUCCUUUAACCAUGUACAACGCCCACACUGGUCUGGCGAUGUCGGCCCUCCCCUCUCUGCAGCAACCAGGGGUUCCAGGCACCCCUGGUCCAGCACCGAAAACCUUCUCCGGCACUUACACACCCAUGGAGCUGAUGAAGAGAGCACCCAGUCUGCCUCAUCUACCUCCAGCCCAGAGCCCUCACCACAGCCCCCAGCUGUUGCGGAAAGGCGCCGCUCCAGUGGAAAGCGCAGUCAUGCCUGUGGCUACGACUCUCCAGCCUCAGACCAUAAACCCAAAUAAUAAGAUGACACGACGCACUGGUCCUCCGGUCAUUGUUUCCACCAUGGCUUCACCAGAUACAAGUAUCAGGCCUCAGAUCAUGAACGGACCCUCGUUGCACCCUCGCCCCCUGGUGGCGCUGUUGGACGGCCGUGACUGUACAGUGGAGAUGCCCAUUCUCAAGGACCUGGCAACCGUGGCAUUCUGCGACGCUCAGUCCACACAAGAGAUACACGAAAAGGUGCUGAAUGAGGCCGUCGGUGCAAUGAUGUACCACACCAUCACUCUGACACGCGAAGACCUGGAGAAGUUUAAAGCUCUGCGCAUCAUCAUCCGCAUCGGCAGCGGCUACGACAACAUCGACAUCAAAGCUGCAGGGGAGCUCGGUAUUGCGGUGUGUAAUAUCCCGUCGGCGGCGGUGGAGGAGACGGCCGACUCGACUCUGUGUCACAUCCUGAACCUGUACCGCCGGAACACGUGGCUGUACCAGGCUCUCCGGGAGGGCACGCGGGUCCAGAGCGUGGAGCAGAUCAGAGAGGUGGCAUCAGGAGCCGCGAGAAUCCGAGGGGAAACACUCGGACUCAUCGGCUUCGGGCGCUCUGGGCAGGCGGUGGCGGUCAGGGCGAAGGUGUUUGGCUUCAACGUGCUCUUCUACGACCCGUACCUGCAGGACGGUCUGGAACGCUCUCUAGGCGUGCAGAGAGUCUACACACUGCAGGACCUGCUCUACCAGAGCGACUGCGUGUCCCUGCACUGCAACCUAAACGAGCACAACCACCACCUGAUCAACGACUUCACCAUCAAACAGAUGCGUCAGGGAGCGUUCCUGGUGAACACGGCUCGAGGGGGUCUGGUGGAUGAGAAGGCUUUGGCUCAGGCUCUGAAGGAGGGGAGGAUACGUGGAGCUGCGCUCGACGUCCACGAGACGGAACCGUUCAGUUUUGCGCAGGGUCCGCUGAAGGACGCCCCUAAUUUGAUCUGUACGCCGCACACAGCCUGGUACAGUGAGCAGGCCUCUCUGGAAAUGAGAGAAGCAGCCGCUACAGAGAUCCGCAGAGCCAUCACUGGUCGGAUCCCAGACAGUCUAAGAAACUGUGUCAAUAAGGAGUUUUUUGUUACAACAGCGACUUGGGGAGUGAUGGACCAGCCAGGUGUUCACCCUGAACUUAACGGUGCCGCCUACAGCCAAGUGAGCCAGACCCUCCAGGCCAUCACUACUGGUGUCCCCCAAGAUAAAAUCAAUGCCUAAAUCACCAGCAGAGCCACGUGUUUAGCCGAUGCUAAAUGCCGGACGCUGCCGUGGAUGGACGCGUGCGUCGACGCCAGGACAGUUAAACCCACUUCCACAUCAACG